CAUUUCAGCGCGUUCCAUCAUGUCCGUGCGCCGCAAUGUCCGCAUGCGCCGAGAGUACUUGUACCGCAAGGGUCUCGAAGGCCAAGAACGCGCGCAGUACGAGCGCAAGGUCCAGUUGAAGAAGGCCAUCGAGAGCGGCAAGUCCAUCCCCACUGAACUCCGCGGCGUCGAAGACAAGUUGCGCGCCGAAUUGGCCUACGACGACGACAAACACAUCGUCCCCAAGUCGCACAUUGACGACGAGUACCAGAAUGCAGGCAUGUUCGACCCUAAGAUCGCCGUCACGACGUCCCGUGAUCCCAGCGCACGACUCAAGAAGUUUGCCCAGGAAGCGCGGCUCAUCUUUCCCAACGCAAUCCGGCUCAACCGCGGCGCGCAUACCGUCGGUGAUCUCGUCGACUCGGCGCGCGCCAACGAAUUCACGGACCUUCUCAUAAUCACGGAAACUCGUGGCGAGCCAGAUGGGUUGGUGGUCUGCCACUUGCCAUACGGCCCCACGGCGUACUUUUCGCUGCAGAACGUCGUGAUGCGCCACGACAUUGAAGACCGCGCGACCAUUUCCGAAGCAUACCCGCACAUCAUCCUCAACCAAUUCGAAACGACCUUGGGCCAACGCGUAGGCAACAUCCUCAAGCACUUGUUUCCCGUGCCAAAGCCCGACUCGAAGCGCGUGAUUACGUUCUCCAACAACAACGACUUCCUCUCGUUUCGCCAUCACGUGUUCAAGCAGACUGGCCGCAACGUCGAUCUGUUGGAGUGCGGACCUCGCUUUGAGCUGCAGCUGUACCAGAUCAAGCUGGGCACGUUCGACCAAAAGGAAGCCGAGAACGAAUGGGUACUCCGCCCGUACAUGAACACAGCCAAGAAGCGCAAGGUCAUAUAAGCAUGCACCCUUCGCCCCACAAGCAGUAGCAGUAGCAGUAGCCCCACCCACCUCCAUCUAGCAUGCACAAAUCCAACCUAUCAAGUA
Aphanomyces astaci is the source of this 970-nucleotide messenger RNA. RefSeq lists its product as hypothetical. The record is from RefSeq and is a predicted model, not a curated record. Gene Ontology annotation, biological process: rRNA processing. Bases 20 to 883 code for a protein of 287 amino acids. Gene Ontology annotation, molecular function: snoRNA binding; rRNA primary transcript binding. The transcript has 3 exons. NCBI's taxonomy places the organism in Eukaryota, Oomycota, Saprolegniomycetes, Saprolegniales, Verrucalvaceae. Gene Ontology annotation, cellular component: Mpp10 complex; nucleolus; small-subunit processome.